Messenger RNA from Coregonus sp. 'balchen', 1861 nucleotides. The record is from the annotation of a GenBank genome assembly. NCBI's taxonomy places the organism in Eukaryota, Metazoa, Chordata, Actinopteri, Salmoniformes, Salmonidae.
AUGGGGUACGACGUCACCAGGUUCCAAGGGGAGGUGGAUGAAGACCUGCUGUGUCCCAUCUGUAGUAUGGUACUGGAGGAGCCAGUGCAGGUUAGUGUCCUUCUAUACCUCUCGGCCAGAUCUAUUGCAAGGACUUAUUUUAUUAAUCCUUUAUUUAGACAGGUUAUCACUGAGUUCUUAAUAUAGACCUUUCACCGAUUUAAAACAAUAUACUUAUUUCCCCCUCCCAUCUUCCCUUUUUCCAUCUCUGCUCCUUUUUCUCCUAUGUCUAGGCCCCACACUGUGAGCAUGCCUUCUGCAACGCCUGCAUCACCCAGUGGUUCAACCAGCAGCAGAUCUGUCCUGUGGACCGCAGCGUGGUGACACUGGCUCACCUCCGGCCUGUGCCCCGCAUCAUGCGCAACAUGCUCUCCAAACUCCAAAUCGCUUGUGACAAUGCCGGCUUCGGCUGCACAGCCACACUGCGGCUAGAUCAACUACAGUCUCACCUGAAGGACUGCGAACACAACCCCAAAAGACCUGUCAACUGUGAGGAGGGCUGUGGGUGAGUGACCUUAGAGCACAUUACACAGCAGAGUAGAACAGACCGGCCAGAAUGGAAAAACAUGGCUGUGACUUUCGAGUUGCUGGGCAUGCCGCACCACCACUGCAGAACGUGAGAUUAUCUAGUCUUGUAUUUAGUAUUGUAGUGGUCUCUAGAGUGACCUAGUGGUUUAAUUUCAAAAUGUCACAAUUUCUCCACAGGCUGGAGAUGCCGAAAGAUGAGAUGUGCAACCACAACUGCAUCAAGCACAUACGUGGCGUGGUACAGCAGCAGCAGACCAAGAUCUCUGAACUAGAGAAGAAUGCUGCAGAGCACAAACACCAGCUGGGGGAACAAGUAAGCACACACACACACACACGUUGCAUACAUAUACCUCAGUGGAGGCUGCUGAGGGGAGAACGGCUAUAUAAAUGGCUGGAACGGUGCGAAUGGAAUGGCAUCAAACAUAUGGAAACCAUGUGUUUGAUGUAUUUGAUACCAUUCCCCUCCAGCCAUUACAACGAGCCCGUCCUCCCCAAUUAAGGCGCCACCAACCUCCUGUGAUAUACCUGUAUGCAAAUCCAUUAGUGCUCUGUUCCUCAAUGGUCAGGGAUCUGAUGUGUGUCUUCCUCUGUCAGAAACGGGACAUCCAGCUGCUAAAAGCUUACAUGAGAGCAAUACGCGGUGCCAACCCCAACAUGCAGAACCUGGAGGAGAGCAUUGAGUACAACGAGAUCCUGGAGUGAGUUUACUCUCCUGUCCCCUUGGCCCUCUCCUCUAGGAUAUUUUCAGAAGUUUCAGCACUUGAUUUCAGCCUAAAAUCUAUUAUGUUGGAUAUUGUUUGAAUGUGCUACAAUCACUCAAACUCGCUUUAAAAUCAAUCAUAUUUAAUAAGCCCUUUUUACAUCAGCAGUGUUGUCACAAAGUGCUUUAGAGCUAAAGUCCCUAUUCCACAUCUCACUUGUUCCUCACCUGCCCAACAGAUGGGUCAACUCCCUCCAACCUGUGCGGGUGACGCGCUGGGGCGGGAUGAUCUCCACGCCAGACGCAGUUCUCCAGGCGGUCAUCAAGCGUUCACUCAUCGACAGCGGCUGUCCUCUGUCCAUCGUUAACGACCUGAUCGAGAAUGCCCACGAAAGGAACUGGCCACAGGGCCUGGCCACGCUAGAGACGCGGCAGAUGAACCGGCGCUACUAUGAAAACUAUGUGGCCAAGAGGAUCCCUGGAAAACAGGCGGUGGUGGUGAUGGCCUGUGAGAACCAACACAUGGGAGAGGACAUGAUCCUAGAGCCUGGCCUGGUCAUGAUCUUUGCCCAUGGGGUGGAGGAGAUCUUAUAA